This is a messenger RNA of Mauremys mutica (yellowpond turtle), 1449 nucleotides long. It is a transcript of the gene NPM3, whose product is annotated as nucleophosmin/nucleoplasmin 3. The record is from RefSeq and is a predicted model, not a curated record. The transcript is spliced from 7 exons. Gene Ontology annotation, cellular component: nucleolus; nucleoplasm; cytoplasm. Bases 16 to 582 code for a protein of 188 amino acids. Gene Ontology annotation, biological process: chromatin remodeling. NCBI's taxonomy places the organism in Eukaryota, Metazoa, Chordata, Testudines, Geoemydidae. Gene Ontology annotation, molecular function: chromatin binding; histone binding; RNA binding.
UGAUGAUACUAAGACAUGGAUGCCCGUGACAAAGGACACAGCUCAGUCAGUGGGUCUCAAAACGCUUUACAGAGAGAAAUGACACGUUGCAGAAAAAGAGAGACAGAAGCAAGGAAGCUAGCAAGGCUCGCAGGUGGCACAAGCUGCAGAGAAGAAGGUUCCUGCUCAGAUGCUGGCUGCGAGUUGACGGGCAGUACCAGGUCCUAUACCUUUCAGGUGGAUGAAGAUGACGACUCUGAGCACAUCCUGGCCCUGUCUAUGGUCUGCCUGACAGACGGCGCAAAGGACGAAUGCAACGUGGUGGAAGUCGUGGGGCGUAACCGCCAGAACCAGGAGAUUGCUGUGCCAGUGGCCAAUCUGAAGCUGUCGUGCCAGCCGGCGCUCAGCCUGGACAACUUCCAGCUCCAGCCACCUGUGACCUUCCACCUGAAAUCCGGCUCCGGCCCCGUGCAGCUCUCCGGACGGCACCAGAUCAUGCACAGGAGAGCACCCUCUGAGGAAGAGGAGAGCACGGAAGAGGAGGAGGAGGAGCAGGAGCUCACCCCCAUCAUGCCGGCCAAGAAGCAGCGAAGGAGGCAGUAGCUGAGAGGUGCUGCCCUGGCUCCGGCUGGAGCCCUGCCCCCGGACGGCUGUUCUCCUGGGACUCCUCUGGUUUACGUGUCAAUUUGCUGUUUGUUUGUUCCUGUCGGGUUUGGGGGGCUCCCUCCCAUUGAGGGGAUGCACUGGGGUGAGCCUGGCCCCGCACAGGGCCAUGGAGGCUGAUACUGGGGAGCUGCACGGGGCCCUGAGUGUGCUGGGGGGCUCUGCUCUUUGCAGUGAGAUCCCCAGCGCCUGGAGGCGAGCCAGCAAAGCAAUCAGGGUCAUGCUCUGCCAACCCCUCGUUGCUCAGGAGAGGGGGUUUCUGGGGCUUGUUCCCUGUCUCUGUGAACCAGCCCUUUGCCUGGUCCGGCUGGGCCCUGCUCUGUCGCACCCUCUGAGAUGCCAGCGGACCUCCCGCGGGAGCCGGGGGAGUGCAGCGAGAGCGGUCGGUUUCGCACGCUGAUUCUGGUCAGUUUCACCUUGCGAUUCUGGGGCUGCCUUGUGCUGAGUGGGGCGGUGGCAUCUCUCUCCCCCCGUGUCAGAGUUUCUGUUCAUGGGGGGAGGGGGGUGUUGAGCCCCUUUUUUGUCCCCACCCCCCAGAACCCCGGGCUCCUUUCCCCAGUGCAAUAUCUCGGUGAGUCGGGUGUGUAUAUGGCACCUUUGACCUUGGCAUCCAGGAUCUGUCUGUGCCGCACCGUGCGUUACAGGGCCGACUCUGGUGCUGGGGCCUCGUCUGGGUGUCAUCGGAUCGUGCUGGCUCUGGGCUGCCUUUGAGUUUCCCUCCCUGGACGAUCGAUGGUUCCCCAGCCAAACCCCACUUCUGUAAAGGGCUGUUUACACCUUGCAAUAAACGUGUCUGAUUGAGUGUCA